Messenger RNA from Lactuca sativa (garden lettuce), 1503 nucleotides. RefSeq names its product cytochrome P450 CYP736A12. Lineage: Eukaryota; Viridiplantae; Streptophyta; Magnoliopsida; Asterales; Asteraceae. The record is from RefSeq and is a predicted model, not a curated record. Gene Ontology annotation, molecular function: iron ion binding; heme binding; monooxygenase activity.
AUGUAUUCUUUUACACUUGCAAUACUCAUAAUUCUUACUGGAAUCUUGUUUUGGCAAUGGUUCUCUGCUCAUCCCAGCCGCAAGAAACUGCCACCAGGCCCUAUGCCCUUGCCAGUCAUUGGAAGCCUCCACUUACUAGGAAACCUCCCUCAUCGAGCCCUUCACAAGCUCUCUCAAAAGUAUGGUCCUAUCAUGUCCAUCCGCCUCGGGUCUAUCCAAUUUGUAAUAGUCUCUUCCCCUGAAGCCGCCAAGCUCUUCCUCGGAACCCAUGAUGCCAUUUUUGCUUCUCGUCCUAAAAUUGAAGCCGCAAAGUACCUUUCCUAUGGCAGCAGGGGAAUGACUUUUUCAGAGUAUGGACCAUACUGGCGGAGUGUAAGAAAGUUUUGUACAAUUGAACUGCUGAGUACUACCAAAAUUAAUGGUUUUGCAUGGAUGAGAAGGGAAGAGAUUAGACUGAUGGUAGACGAAAUGAGGGUUGCGUCGAUAACGCAUAAGGUGGUGAAUUUAACUGAGAUUGUAGGCACGUUGAUUGAAGGCAUGACGUGUACCAUGAUCUUUGGUAAGAAAAAUGAUGAUAGGUUUAUUUUCAAGAAGCUAGUUGAUGAAAGCAUGGAAGCAACAGGUGCCUUCAAUUUGGCGGACUAUGUGCCUAUGUUAGCUCCGUUUGACCUUCAGGGCUUGACUAAACGCUUUAGGGCAUUAAAUAAGGACAUUGAUGAAUUGUUCGAGAAACUAAUUUGUGAGCAUGAAGAACGUAGUCUUAUCGGUUCUCAAAAGCCUGAUGAAAUGGAUUUCAUUGAUGUAUUAUUGUCACUAAAGGGCCAAUAUUCAAACACCCAUGACGAGUUGUCUUAUACAAUUGAUAGGUCUAGCAUGAAGGCCAUUUUACUAGAUAUGGUAGCAGGCGCCAUUGACACUGCAAAAACAUCCAUUGAAUGGAUUUUAGCUACACUUAUCAAACACCCUAGAGUGAUGAAGGAGCUCCAAAAAGAGUUGACGGUUGUGAUCGGAGAUGCACGAGUGGUUGAAGAAACGGAUUUGACAAAGUUAAGCUACUUACACAUGGUAAUUAAAGAGACAUUUCGACUUUAUCCCGUUGCUCCAUUUAUGAUUCCUCAUGAAUCAAUGGAGGACAUUGUUAUCAAUGGCUACAAUAUUCCUAAGAAGACACGAGUUCUUAUAAAUUACUGGGCAUUUGGACGUGACCCAAAAGUUUGGUCUGAAAACUGGGAGGAAUUUCUUCCAGAAAGGUUUCUUGAUAGAGAUAUUGAUUUUCGUGGACCUGAUUGUCAGCUAAUACAAUUUGGCAUAGGAAGAAGAGGAUGUCCAGGAAUGAAUUUGGGGUUGUUGAACAUUGGCUUGGUGAUUUCCAACAUGAUACAUUGUUUUGAUUGGGAGCUACCAGACGGCAUGUCACCAAGUGACAUGGAUAUGAAAGAAAAGUUUGGAUUAACCAUCCCUAGGGCAGAGCCUUUAUUAGCCAUUCCAACAUACCGCACCUGA